AUGGCUGCAGUAACACCUCACAAGAUUCCUGUUGUGGAUUUAUCCAUAGAGAACAUGAAACCAGGCACAAGUGCUUGGUAUUCAGCUCGCAAAGAUGUCCAGCGCGCCCUUGAAGAGUGUGGCAGUUUCGUAGCAGUAUAUGAUAAAGUUCCACUGGAGCUUCAUAAAACAAUGUUUGCCAAAUUAGAAGAACUAUUCAAUCUUCCCCAUGAUACCAAAAUUAAAAACACUAGUGAUAAACCUUACUUUGGCUACUACGGUCAAAUCUCCAUUCUUCCCCUAUAUGAAUGUAUGGGAAUUGAUAACCCGAUCACUAAAGAAGGAAUAGAAAGUUUCACAAAUCUCAUGUGGCCUGCAGGCAAUGAACUUUUUAGUGAAAGUACUCAUUUGUAUGCAAAGCUAGUAGAAGAGUUGUACCAAAUGGUGAUAAGAAUGGUAUUUGAAAGCUAUGGUGUAGGAGACUUUGAGACUCAAAUGGAAUCAACCACAGUCCUUCUCCGAUGCUUGAAAUACCGAGCACCCCAGCUGAAUGAAACUAAUAGGGGUUUACGCGGUCACACAGACAAGAACUUCUUGUCUAUACUUCAUCAAAACCAUGUCGGUGGUUUGGAAAUAAAGGUUAAAGAUGAAGAAUGGGUUACUUUUGAAUCCACCCCUUCGUCUUUCUUAUUUUUGGCUGGUGAUGGACUCAUGGCAUGGAGCAAUGAAAGAAUACGAUCCCCUUACCAUCAAGUCAUGUUGAACGGUAAAGAAAAUACAACAAGAUACUCCCUUGGGUAUUUUGCUUUGAUUAAUGGGGUGAUACAAACUCCUGAAGAGCUAGUGGAUGAUGAACACCCACUAAAGUAUAAGCCAUUUGACCAAUUUGAAUUUCUUCGAUUCGAUCAAUCAGAAGAGGGUCAGAAAUCCAAGUCUUCUAUCAAAGACUACUGUGGUGUCUGA
Messenger RNA from Quercus lobata, 942 nucleotides. RefSeq names its product probable 2-oxoglutarate-dependent dioxygenase AOP1. The record is from RefSeq and is a predicted model, not a curated record. The transcript has 3 exons. The coding region runs from base 1 to 942 and encodes 313 amino acids. NCBI's taxonomy places the organism in Eukaryota, Viridiplantae, Streptophyta, Magnoliopsida, Fagales, Fagaceae.